This is a messenger RNA of Lathyrus sativus (Indian pea), 540 nucleotides long. The record is from the annotation of a GenBank genome assembly. Lineage: Eukaryota; Viridiplantae; Streptophyta; Magnoliopsida; Fabales; Fabaceae.
AUGUUUAACACUAAAUGGCUUGAGAAAAAGUUGUAUUCAACUGUUAGAGUUAAUCCAUCUAUAAAGCUUACUACAAUAUGUGAGAAACUGCAUGAGAAAUAUAAUACUAGUAUGAGUAGGACAAAGGCUUAUAGAGCAAGGAAGGCAUCACUUAAUUAUGUUGAAGGUACAUUCAAGGAAAACUAUCUUAGAUUGUAUGACUACAUACAGGAGUUGCUGAGAUCAAAUCCAAACAACACAAUUAAGUUGAAAGCCCAACCAACUGCGGAAAAUGAGCAACAACAUGAGAGCUAUAUUAGCAAACCAUUAUUUCCAAGUUUUCAGCGACUAUAUAUGUGCCUUGAUGUUUGUAAGAGAAGUUUUAAAAUUUGUAGACCAAUCAUUGGAAUUGAUAGAUGUUUUCUCAAGGGCCAUUAUGGAGGACAAAUUCUUAGAGCAAUAGGUAGAGACCCUGAUGAUCAAAUGAUUCCCAUUUCAUUAGUUGUGGUUGAAGCAGAGACUAAAGACUCAUGGCCUUGGUUCCUUUAUUUUCUAGUUUAA